AUGGCCAUCUGGUUUUGGAUUCUAGGCUGGGUUCUUUCCAUUCUGACGAUAACUGGAAAUGGAUUUAUUAUUUUCCUCGUGAGCAGCGAUCGACAACUCCGCACUAAAACCAACGCGUUAAUUGUUUCUCUUGCAUUGGCGGAUUUUUUGGUUGGAGCAACCGUUGUUCCAUUCCUGUUCCUCUGUAUGAUCAUCCUCAAAAAUGGCUGCAUUUGGCCGCGAGAAUGGCCGUCGUGGGUUUAUCUGAUGAGGUGGCUUUUCAGUUAUGCGUCCAUGAUGAACUUGUGCAGUUUGGUGCUUGAUCGCUAUAUUGCCGUCGUUAAACCGCUCAAAUAUGGAACACUUAUGACUUGUCGCCGCGUCAUUCGAGUAAUUUUCUUUUCUUGGGCAAUCCCUGUCGGUUUUGUGACAACUUCACUUUUUUUCGCUUUUUAUGCCACACUAGAUUCAAUAAUUAUUUUUAUAUGCAUAUGCACAAUGUUUUUCGAGAUAGCUUCACUCUGUAUGUUAGUAUUCUUCUUCGCGUCCAUGGUACAUGUGGUGUACAAACACGAUCGACUAGCUGCCAGUUAUGCGAAACAAUUAAGUUUCAACCAUCGGGUUUUGACGUUCAACUCACGCGACAAGUCUGCAGUGACAAUGAUGUCGAUUGUUGUGGGAAUAUUUGUGAUCUGCUACGGAAUAUAUCUUCGCUGUGGUUUUAUAUAUAUUUUUACUCAGAAAUCGUGUGAUGAUUUCCAAUAUAAAACGCUUGUUUUAGUAUUAAACUCCGGCAUCAACCCUUUGGCCUACGCUUUUUUCAAGAGAGACUUGAAGAAGAAGAUUAAGAGACUUCUUUGCCGGAGAGAGAGAAAAUAAAUCAUUCAUGGAUUUGUUGCUGUAGAGUUGAACCCAAGAAAAGAGAAGAAAACAAAAGGUAGAAAGCUUUAAUAUAACCAUUUUGUAUACAUUUUUCAACGACGCUACAGUUGGAACAAUCUCUAUGCCAGUCACCAACUGUCAAUGAGACUAAUGUAAAAAGUGCAAAAUGAUUAUCGUUUACAUUGAAGACUUGUCUGUGAUGAGGCGGCUGCAGACCGUUCUAGAUAUUUUGUCUUACACCGAGAGUAGUUACAUAGCCGUACAGAGGUUUUUCCGUCUCCGUGUCUCGCCCUUGAUAAAGCUGGAUAUCACGAAACCAAAUUAUAUGGUUCUUUCAUUGUUUAAAGAAAGUUUCAUAUAGCCGCUAAGAUGUACGGACUUUGUUUCGCACAAAUUUACCUUUUGAACUAUUUCGAAACCCUAGCCUAUAACCGUAACUGUGUGGCUCUAGCUAUUUCUUUAUUACAAAUGCGAUAAAAUUACACCAAUUAGUAUCGUUAAUAAUGUUUGCGAGCUUUCCCCGCAUCGGUGGCCUUUAAGCGAAAAAGGAUCUAUUAAUAAAACUUCCAGGACGG
This is a messenger RNA of Porites lobata, 1436 nucleotides long. The record is from the annotation of a GenBank genome assembly. Lineage: Eukaryota; Metazoa; Cnidaria; Anthozoa; Scleractinia; Poritidae.